Molecule: messenger RNA, 1038 nt
Organism: Ichthyophthirius multifiliis
Lineage: Eukaryota; Ciliophora; Oligohymenophorea; Hymenostomatida
Exons: 3
Molecular function (GO): protein binding
Source: RefSeq, a predicted model, not a curated record
AUGAAUUAAAUUUAAAUAAAUAAUAAUGAAUUAUUGAAAAAAAAAUAUUCAAAACAAGGUUCUAUUUCAACUGAACUAGAUUCCAGUACUUAAGCAAAUAAAACAAAUAAUGAUAAUAUUUUAAAUAAUAAUAAAGAAAACGAUAAUAUCCAAUAUUAGAAAUAAUAUGAUCAAAAAACUAUAUGUAUUAAUGAAAAUUAAACAAUAUAAAUUGGUUCAGAAAAUGAUAAAAUUCUUAGUUUAAGGUAUGAUCCAACAGAUUAAUAUAUAGCAGUAGCUUCUGAGGAUGGUUCAUCGAGAAUAAUUUAUAAACCAAAAUUUUAAACUAUGUAUACAUUAAAUGAUACUUUAGGUAAUAAAUCUAACCCUGCUACAUGUAUUAGAUGGAAUACAUCAAAAAAAAGUCAAAUAUAGAAUGCAUUUUUAACUACAUAUGCUGGAGGAAAAUGUAUAUAUUGGCAUGCUACUUCUUAAUAAAUUCUUGCUAAAUAUUAGGAAGAAGAAUCUAUAGAUUUAUAUACUUGCGAUUUUAGUUAAGACGGAAAAAAAUUUAUAACUGCAGGAUCUGAUGCAAAAGUAAGGCUUUACGAUAUUGGAAAAAAAAAGCUACAAUUUUGUAAAAAGGAAUUUGUUCAGAACAUAAAAAUAGAAUAUAUGCAUCAAAAUUUAUAGAUGAAAAUACGCUAAUAACAGUAAAUAUAUAUUUUAUAUUAAGAUAUAUAUAAUUAAUUUUAAAAAUUUAUUUUAUAUAAAUUAAAAAUUAAAAAUAUAAAAAAUUAUUUAAAUAAAAAAUUUAUAUAAAAAAAAUAAAAAUAUUAAAAAAAUAAAAAAAAUAUAUAAUUAAAUAUAAAUAUAUAUAUAUAUAUGAUAUAUUUAUAUAUAUAUACAUAUAUUUUUAUAGGCAGGAUGGGAUAUUAAUGUUUUAAUUUGGGAUUUAAGAACUAAUUCAACUCAAGGAUAUAUUUAUGGUCCAUAGGUAUAUGGAGACGCUUUAGAUUAUAAAGAAAAUUAAAUUUUGACUGGAUCUUUUAGGGGUGA